Molecule: messenger RNA, 210 nt
Organism: Colletotrichum higginsianum IMI 349063
Lineage: Eukaryota; Fungi; Ascomycota; Sordariomycetes; Glomerellales; Glomerellaceae
Exons: 3
Coding region: 1-210 (69 amino acids)
Source: RefSeq, a predicted model, not a curated record
AUGACCGCAAACUGUGUGCGCGUAGGUUGCUCGAUCACCAGGCAGUCAGACAACCCAGCCGAAGACGACGGGAAGUGCCGUCCGGUACGAAGCAGCCACCUCCCUCACCUCACACUGCCCGCACGGCAUUGCAUCGUGAUUAUGGCACGGCGGCACAGCAUGACCCAUAGAACUUGCUUCAUGAGCCGUAUGGUAGUGCAUCUCAGGUAA